UCUCAUUCCUAUGUUGCACAUGCUAUUCAUAUCAAUCGAACCAUUGUUAACUUAGUGUCUUAUUUGCUUUAUAAUCUAAAGAUCAUCCUUGUACUUGUUAUGUUUACUCAUCUUGACCACCCUCGUACCUGGUUGCGGUGAUUGAGGCAUAAGUUGACGCACACGAUAUCUCGGCCCUUCAGCUCCACAGGACCCUGAAAAUCUUUAACAUCGAUAUUGGAGAAUUUCCCCCCCUCUAAAUUUACUAGAAGAGCACCCCGCGUAUCAUACUGGUAUUAUAUCAUCGACGUAGGCUCCUGUGUAAUGGACCCUCUCGUCGCCUCUGAGCUCGCUGGGAGCGCCGAUGGCAUUCCUUUCCGCGCCAAGGAAAAUCACGUCCAUAGCACUUGGGCGAAGACUUUCCUGUCGCGGCCAGAACUUUACUUUCAGCCGGAGACAUUACCUGAGAUCGAGAAGAUAGUGAGAAUUGCGCACAAAUGUCGUCGUCGUCUCACUACCGCUGGUUGCGGCCAUUCGCCCAGCUCGCUGACCUGCACCUCAUCCUGGCUAGUAAAUCUCGACAAGUAUAAUCGCAUACUGUCGGUAGAUACGGAUACCGGCGUCGUGGUCAUGCAAUCGGGCAUAAGACUAUAUGCGCUUUGCGAGGAGCUUGAGAAGCACGGUCUCGCCAUGCCGAACCUUGGUAGUAUCAACCAGCAGUCCAUUGCCGGCGCUAUUUCCACGGGUACUCACGGUUCGAGCCUUAAGCAUGGUCUGAUGUCCGAGGAUGUCCUAUCUUUGCGCGUAACCGUCGCAGACGGCACCACCAAAUUCUGCUCCUCCGAGGACGAUCCUGAGCUGUUUCGGGCGUCCCUCCUCUCCUUAGGUGCGCUCGGCAUCAUAACUGAGGUUACUUUCCGGGCCGUACCCGAAUUCACCCUACGGUGGAAGCAGGUUAUUGAUGCUGACGUGAAGAUGUUCAAUGCGUGGGAAAGGGAUCUCUGGACACAGACCGAGUUCGUCAGGGUUUGGUGGUACCCGUAUACCCGGCGCGCAGUAGUAUGGACUGCGGAGAAGACGGAUGAGCCGCUGGUGAAUCCCAAAGAAUCGUACUACGACAACACUCUCGGCUAUUACGUCUAUCACAACUUGCUCUAUGCCUCGCAGUUUUUCCCGCGAGUUCUCCCCUGGAUCGAGUGGUUCGUUUUCGGCAUGCAGUACGGGUUCCGAAAUGGUACGACUAGCGGUGCCGUCCAGCCCAGUCGCAAGGCACUGUUGAUGAACUGCUUAUAUUCGCAGUUUGUGAACGAAUGGGCCAUUCCUCUCCACAAGGGCCCCGAGGCUCUCCGACGGUUGAGCAGCUGGCUUAACCAGCUUCCCCCCUCGGAUCCGGACUACGUACCCCACAACAUACCCUUCUCGGCCGAGGGGCUCUACGUGCACGCGCCCGUCGAAGUGCGGGUGUCCAACACGUCGCCUUCUAACCCAAAGUCUUUAAGGCCGAACAGCAGGCCAUAUCUCGACCCGACAGCCGAGGGCAGUCCGACGCUAUAUCUCAACGCUACCCUCUACAGACCAUAUUACAGCGACCCGCCGUGUCGGGCUCGGUACUACGAGGCUUUCGAGUGGCUAAUGCGGGACCUAGGCGGGCGCCCGCACUGGGCCAAGAACUUCGAGACAGACGGCGCGGAGAUCGAAAGCAUGUAUGGCAGCAAUCUACGUCAGUGGCGAAAGGUUCGGGAAAGCGUAGAUCCCGAUGGCCUGUUUGUCGGCGCAUGGCAUCGACGAUUCGUACUCGAGGAUGGACCCCUUCUCCCGCUUGAAGAGGCAGAAAUCAAACGGGAAAAAAGCAGCCGUGCGGGAGGUGUGAUAUUCGAAGGUGUAGUUGGGACCGCCCGGUAGCGACUGAUUUCCGUUUAGGUUAAGCUGAUAUUCAUGUUCUUCGUCGUUUAUGGAUGUAGGUUUGAUGAUCAAUAUUAAUGCAAAUUCCCAGUUUACUUAUGCAACCCUUAACGGCAUUUUGGGCCUAGGACAUAAGUUUGAGAUAAGGCUUUACAUAAAAGGACGGGGUAGUAAAACUAUAUAGACUCUCUUUAUAUCCCCAAUAGAAGGCUACAUAUCGCUUUAGACUGUGAGAUACCGUUACAUGUACCUUCCUAUAUACCUCAUCAUAUGUAUGUAGUAACUAGUGGUUACAAGGAGGAGCGAUACCUACCCGUUACAGAAGCCAAGUUGAAUGUAAAGAAGCUGCGAAUACUACUAUCUAUUUAAG
Daldinia vernicosa is the source of this 2251-nucleotide messenger RNA. RefSeq names its product L-gulonolactone/D-arabinono-1,4-lactone oxidase. Bases 304 to 1881 code for a protein of 525 amino acids. Gene Ontology annotation, molecular function: FAD binding; D-arabinono-1,4-lactone oxidase activity. Gene Ontology annotation, cellular component: mitochondrion; membrane. Lineage: Eukaryota; Fungi; Ascomycota; Sordariomycetes; Xylariales; Hypoxylaceae. The transcript has a single exon. The record is from RefSeq and is a predicted model, not a curated record.